Molecule: messenger RNA, 1224 nt
Organism: Aspergillus nidulans FGSC A4
Lineage: Eukaryota; Fungi; Ascomycota; Eurotiomycetes; Eurotiales; Aspergillaceae
Exons: 5
Coding region: 1-1224 (407 amino acids)
Cellular component (GO): membrane
Source: RefSeq, a predicted model, not a curated record
AUGGACAUGGACCGAUCAGCAGUCGACUUUUCCUCGAAUAGUCCCCGAAUUCUCGCCAUUGUGGGCAGUCUAACGGCCUUUGCUGGGUUCCUGGUUCUGUUGCGGUGCUAUGUCCGGCUCUUCGUUCUGCGGCGUUUCUACGUCGAGGAUGGAAUCAUGGUUGCUUCAAUGAUCUGCUCCUUUGGAGUCCUUGCAUGUUUCGUCGGCGAGAGUCACCAUGGCCUGGGCCAGUAUAUGGCCGCCAUCUUCAUGAACAACGACUUUGGGAUGCUAACCAGAUGGUUUUGGGGCCAUGCGAUCAUCAUCGUGUUGGGAAUCAGUCUCGUCAAGAUCUCCAUUGGGUUCUUUCUGUUGCAGUUCGCAGCCCAGAAGAAGGCCCUGAAGCGGUUCAUUAUUGGAUCACUCGUAUUUCUGCUUCUAUUCACGAUCGCCUGCAUGCUGACCUUGAUCCUGCAAUGCAUCCCCGUAGAAGCCGCCUGGGACUCGGCUGUCAGGGCACAGGAGGGGACAAGAUGCUACUCGUCUGCGACUUACCUGAAGAUUGGCAAAUUCAACAGCGUCCUGACACGCCGGCAAGCAAUCAAUAUCGUCACUGACUUUCUCUACGCCACCCUCCCUGUCUUCAUGUUCUACGAUAUUCAGGUCAACCGACGCACAAGGGCAUCGCUCAUGUGUAUCCUGAGCUUGGGCUACUUUGCCUGCGCCGCCGCCAUCGUAAAAGCCGUUCUCCAGAGCCGCGUCUACGAGGAGACCGAGCCGUACCGCGACGCAACAUACCAUAUCUGGAACUCAGUCGAACUCAACGUCGGUAUCAUUGCCGCCUGUUUCCCCACAAUCAAGCCUCUAGUCAAGAGCAUUAUCGGUGGCACCCGCAGCCUGACCGGGUACGGAUCGCGGUCGCGGAAACGCACCGGAGUGACAGGGACCGGCAACGCCUACUACGGCCCGAACAGCCACGUUCUCGGCAGCAUGCCUCGAAGUCGAAUGGAUCCCGAGGAGCAGAAAUACCACGUCCAGAUCCAUGCAAACCACCCGUCAAUAUCCGAGUCUGAUGGCGGGAGCGAAGAGAACCUCGCGAGCACGGCGACGAGGCGGAAAAGCCCCAUCAAUAUCAAUACGCGGAUCGUGCAGACAACAGAAGUGAUUGUACAUACGGAGGAUGGGACGGAUGACCAUGGGGCGUCGUCUAUUGGGCCAAGAAGGACGAUCGAGGAUCGAAUAUAG